CAGGAGAUUGCCAACACGAGCUCCAAACUUGGGUUCUUGUAGCACAAAACCACAGCCUGCUGCCUCGCCCUCAGGACCGUCAGAAGGAAAUGCGGAGGGAGGGAACAGGGCGAGCAAAGUAGCUCUAGGGCUGCUCUCCAGCCUCUCUCUACGCUAAGUGGGGUGCCUCGAGGCCCCCGGUGCACACCACCGGCAGCAUUGUUGACGAGGGUUUGCGGAAGAUAUAUUAGAAGAUGGCGUCGGUCACUACGGUGUCUGGGGUGACUCACGCUUGUGUGUCCUUGUGCUCUGCCCAAGCUCACAGCAACGUAUCAGCCAGACAGAGAAUUCCCAAGCCGGCUGCGCUCUCAAAGUGCCAGCUCCUCCGGCCCUGCAGACCAAGCGUCAAGCUUCUGUCCGGCGUCCGCCUGUCAUCUGGCUCUCCCUUCUCAAGGAGUGGCAGGUCAUUCACCACGAGUGUGUCAGCCACUGUUGCUGAGGGAGAGACUGUUGUUGAGGAAGCCACUGCGGAGGACGAGAUUGUGGCAGAGGAAGAUGCAGAUGCUGCACCGGAGCCAGCCGCUCCCGAUGCAGAGGGCGGAGAGGCCAAGCCGGCGGCCAGGAGGCCCUUCAAGAACAGGAGGAAGAUCACCGUGAAGAUCGAGGACUUGCAACCGGGGCAAACAGUGCCUGGAAAAGUGAGGUCUAUUCAGAGCUAUGGCUGCUUUGUGGACAUUGGUGCCUUCACCGACGGCCUCAUUCACAUCUCCGAGCUUGCGGACCAAUUCGUUGAGAACGUCGGGGAUCUGGUUGAGGCCGGGCAAGAAGUCCAGGCACGCAUCUUGGAGGUCGAUGUCGCCAAGGGGCGCAUUUCGCUCAGCAUGAGGACCCCCCGGGAAGAGCGGCCUGAGCCAGCGGAGGGGGCUGGAGCACCUCGUGCCGAGAGGGGGGCCGGACCGCGCCCGCAGCGUGGCGGCGACCAGAGGCCCCGGAGAGCGGUGGCUGGGGGGAGGGGAGGCUCUGACAAGCCUAGCCACGGCAUCAGGAAGGGACAGAAGUUUGAGGGCACUGUGACCAGCAUCGCCCCCUUCGGGGCCUUCUUGGAGCUGAAGGAUGGGGUCGAGGGACUGCUCCAUGCUAGCGAGAUUGGAGAGGGAAGCGAGCGGGUAGAGGUUGCUGAGCACCUCGAAAUGGGUCAAAAAGUGAACGUCACCGUCCUGUCUGUCACGAAAGACCGCAUCAGCCUGACUACCAAGGAGAGAGUCGAUACGGAUGACAUCAACGUGAAGCUCAACCAGGGGGCUGAGUUCGGCACAGACGGCAUCACGAACCCCUUCGAGGCCGCCUUCAAGAAGUCGAACCUGGUUUUGGACAAGCUCCCAGGUGCCGAGGAGCUCGCGAAGACGAAGAAGCCCGAGCCUGUGGCUGCCGCUAGCGAUGAGAUCAAGACGGAGACCCAGGAGAUCCAGAAGGCUGGCCUUUUCUCAGGCAAGAAGGUUGACGACGCUCCCGCCCCGGCCGCCGAGAAGCCCGAGGAGGCCGAUGCCGACGACUCAUCCAACGCGGGCGCCGCUGAAGCCGUCCAGGAGACCGUCGAGGAUGUCGUUGAUGACGCCAAAGACGCCGCACAAGCCGUGACCGAGGGCGUCGAGCCCAUUGCUGACGAAGUCGCGGAUGUUGCAAAGCCCGUGGUCGAGAAGGCCGAAGAAGUGGCCGAGCCGGUUGCGGAGAAGGUCGAGGAAGUCGUAGAGCCGGUCGCCGAGAAAGUCGAGGAGGUCGUAGAGCCGGCAGCCGAAAAGGUCAAGGAAGCGGCUGAACCCGUGAUCGAGAAGGUCGAGGAAGUUGUGGAGCCCGUUGCCGAGAAAGUCGAGGAAGCGGCGGAGCCCGUGAUCGAGAAGGUCGAGGAAGUCGUAGAGCCGGUUGCCGAGAAAGUCAAGGAAGCCGCUGAACCCGUGAUCGAGAAGGUUGAGGAAGUUGUAGAGCCGGUAGCUGAGAAAGUCGAGGAAGUGGCGGAGCCCGUGAUCGAGAAGGUCAAGGAGGUUGCCGAGCCCGUGAUCGAGAAAGUUGAGGAGGUUGCCGAGCCUGUGGCUGAGAAGGUCGAGCCCAUAGUGGAAGAGGUUAAGGAGACUGUUACCAAUGCUGCGGAUACCGUGGGCGAGAAAGCGGAGCCCUUGGUAGAAAACGCCAAGGAGACCGUUACCGAGGCGGUAGAGCCCGUGGCUGAGAAAGUCGAGCCGGCCGUAGAGGAGGCGAAGGAGACCGUCACCGGGGCGUCAGACAACGUUGGGGACCAGCUUGGGGCGAUCCAGACUGGGGGGAUCGGCGAUGUCGUGGGACCGGUUGCCGAGGCAGUUGAGAACGUGGUUGACAGCGUGAAAGAGGCGGCCGAGCCCGUGGUUGAGAAGGUGGAGGAAGUUAUAGAGAGCGUGAAGGAUGCCGUUGCGCCGGCGGCGGAGGAGACCAAGGAGGCGGCGCCAGCUGUCGAGGCGGCCAAGGAGGACGCGCCCUCGCUGGCGGAGCAGGUGAAGGAGGCGGCGGACGCAGGGGUAGCUGCGGUGACGGGGGUGGUGGACCAGGUGACGUCAGCAACGGAGGAGGCGCCGGCGGCCAAAGAAGAGAAGCCCAAGGAGGCAGGUGGCAUCUCCGCCGUACUGGUGAAGGCCCUGCGCGAGGAGACGGGCUCCGGCAUGAUGGACUGCAAAAAGGCGCUCGCGGAGGCCAACGGCGACAUCGACCAGGCCCGCGACAUCCUGCGCAAGAAGGGGCUCGCCAGCGCCGACAAGAAGUCGGCGCGCGUUGCAGCGGAGGGCGCAAUUGGAAGCUACAUCCACGACUCGCGUAUCGGCGUGCUACUGGAGCUCAACUGCGAGACGGACUUCGUGUCCCGGGGGGACACGUUCAAGGAGCUGCUGGAGGACCUGGCCAUGCAGGUUGCCGCAUGCCCGCAGGUUGAGUUCGUGUCGGUGGACGAGGUCCCUGCUGACGUGGUCGCCAAGGAGCGCGAGAUCGAGGCCGGCAAGGAGGACCUGGCGAGCAAGCCGGAGGCGAUCCGGGAGAAGAUGGUCGACGGCCGCAUCAACAAGCGGCUGGGCGAGCUGGCGCUCCUGGAGCAGCCGUUCAUCAAGGACGACAAGCUCAAGGUCAAGGACCUGAUCAAGGCGACGGUCGCCAAGAUCGGCGAGAACAUCCAGAUCCGGCGCUUUGAGCGCUAUAAUCUGGGCGAGGGGCUGACCAAGAAGACGAGCAACCUGGCCGCGGAGGUCGCGGAGCAGACGCAGAAGAAGGAGGCCGCGCCGGCGCCCGCGCCGGCAGCGGAGGAGAAGAAGGAAGAAGCACCCGCGGAAGCGAAGCCGGCGGUAGCGGUCUCGGCCUCGGCGGUGAAGGAGCUCCGGGCGGAGACCGGCGCGGGCAUGAUGGACUGCAAGAAGGCGCUCGCGGAGUGCGACAACGACGUGGAGAAGGCGCGCGAGCUGCUGCGGAAGAAGGGCCUCGCGAGCGCGGAGAAGAAGAGCAGCCGGCUCGCGGCGGAGGGCGCGAUCGGGAGCUACAUCCACGACGGGCGGAUCGGGGUGCUGGUGGAGGUGAACUGCGAGACGGACUUCGUGGCGCGGGGGGACAAGUUCAAGGAGCUGCUGGAGGACGUCGCGAUGCAGGUGGCCGCGUGCCCACAGGUGACGGUCGUCUCCCCGGACGACGUCCCCGCCGAGAUUGUCGCCAAGGAGCGCGAGAUCGAGUUGGGCAAGGAGGACCUGGCGAGCAAGCCGGAGGCGAUCCGGGAGAAGAUCGUGGACGGCCGGAUGGCCAAGCGCGUGAACGAGCUGGCGCUGCUGGAGCAGCCGUACAUCCGGGACGACAAGCAGAAGCUGCGGGAUGUGAUCCAGGCGGCGGUCGCGACGAUUGGGGAGAACAUCCAAGUGCGGCGGUUCGUGCGAUUCAACCUUGGGGAGGGGAUCGAGAAGAAGUCCGUCGACUUCGCAGCCGAAGUCGCUGCACAAACGGGAAAGGCUUAAGCGAUGACACUGGAACCGUUGUCGAAAUAGGUGGGUUACCGCAGGGUUAGGUAGGUCACUGCAACGGCUGCUGGAGUCGAUGAGAUUCAGGGCUUGAGGCCGCCCGCUUGUCAGGUAUUGCUUGGAUCUGAAAGCCAAACUGGUAACAAGCUCGCAGUAGGCGUGCUUUACAUUUGCUUGGAUCCAAGCGCCAACUCGGAAGGGAGCUACUCAGCAGUUUUGCCUCUGAACAAUUGAGGAUCGUGUUGUCAGAGUAUUCGUGUAGGUCUGAGACAGCCAUAUGUUUGUGUCUUGAGCCAUUACACGGAGUCAGUGAAGUUCAUACCUGUCUUUCUUGCCGUGACGGUUGUCGUGCAAUCGAGAGCCAUCAUAUAUGGAUGUCCUUUGUGACGAUGUACAGUAACAGAAUCGCUUCUGUAUACAAGCGCCUAGAUCUGACUGGAAAUUGGCAUCUUGAAAGGGGG
Klebsormidium nitens is the source of this 4453-nucleotide messenger RNA. The record is from the annotation of a GenBank genome assembly. Lineage: Eukaryota; Viridiplantae; Streptophyta; Klebsormidiophyceae; Klebsormidiales; Klebsormidiaceae.